Molecule: messenger RNA, 759 nt
Organism: Aspergillus tubingensis
Lineage: Eukaryota; Fungi; Ascomycota; Eurotiomycetes; Eurotiales; Aspergillaceae
Product: GNAT family N-acetyltransferase
Exons: 2
Coding region: 1-759 (252 amino acids)
Molecular function (GO): acyltransferase activity, transferring groups other than amino-acyl groups
Source: RefSeq, a predicted model, not a curated record
AUGCUCAAACAACUCCCCUGUACCCCCUCCGACGCCGAAGCGCUCGCAACCCUCUACCUUCAAUGCUUCACUACACCCGUGGACCAGCGUCUCUGGCCCAACACCCCCGAGAUCCACGCUUGGUGGGUAGCCAGCUUCACCCGAAAAUUGACUGAGGGGCUUGAGAAGUACCACAUCCUGAAGGUCAUUGAUACGGAGAAAGAUGACGAGCUUGUCGGAUUCUUGGAGUGGAAGCUCCCUGCCCCCAUACAGCAAGAUCAUCCAGCGAACGGCGAUGAGAAUAAGGACUCUGCCGAGGGUAAAGACCCCGAAACUCAAGAACUCCUCGCCACGUAUCCAUCUCACGUCGGUGAUAUUGAGCUUCUCAAGGAAACAUUGGAGCAGUUCAGGACUAUGAUUGGCGGCAUUAUGGGGGAGAGGAGGUUUUAUUAUCUCAACAUGCUCGGCACGAAGCCCGAGUACCGACGACGGGGCGUCGCGUCGGGAAUGAUCGAGUGGGGAACAAGCCGCGCGGAUAAAGAGGGUCUCGAAACGUUCGUGGUUUCUGCUCCUGGGGCAAGGCCUGUGUAUUUGAAGCAUGGAUUUGAGCUUGCGAUAGAAGGAGAGGAUCUGGGGAAUUUUGUGCCUUGGUAUAUGGUUCGGAAGCCCACGGUUGAGAAGAAGGAAAGAGGAGGAUUUGCGAAGUGGCUGUUGGGAGUGUCUGCUGUGCUUGGGGUUGGGGCUAUUAUUUACCGGAGGGUGUAUAGGAGGGCGUUGUAG